Messenger RNA from Pseudopodoces humilis (Tibetan ground-tit), 1487 nucleotides. RefSeq names its product bone morphogenetic protein 10 (gene BMP10). Gene Ontology annotation, molecular function: growth factor activity; cytokine activity. Gene Ontology annotation, biological process: BMP signaling pathway. NCBI's taxonomy places the organism in Eukaryota, Metazoa, Chordata, Aves, Passeriformes, Paridae. The record is from RefSeq and is a predicted model, not a curated record. Gene Ontology annotation, cellular component: extracellular region.
AUGGGUUCUGCUGUCCUCCAGCUCUGGGCUCUCCUCUCCCUGCUGGUUCACCUUGCAGCCUGCAGCCCCAUCCUGAGCCUGGAGCGCUCCUCUCUGGAGGAGGACGUGCCUCUUUUCGAUGAGAUCCUCUCCGAGCAAGAUGGGGUGGAUUUCAACACGCUGCUCCAGAACAUGAAAAAUGAGUUUUUGAAGACCUUGAACCUGUCUGACAUCCCCCUGCACGAGUCGGCCAAGGUGGACCCCCCAGAGUACAUGCUGGAGCUCUACAACAGGUUUGCCACAGACAGGACAUCGAUGCCUUCUGCAAACAUCAUCAGGAGCUUCAAAAACGAAGACUUGGAUUCCCACCCCACUGGCGCUCCAGGCACUCGGAAAUACCCGCUCCUGUUCAACGUUUCCAUCCCUCACCACGAGGAGAUCACCAUGGCAGAGCUGAGGCUCUACACCCUGGUGGAGCGGGACCAGAGGCUCUACCAAGGGCUGGACAGGAAGGUGACCAUUUUCGAAGUGCUGGAGAACGUCCCCGCGGGGGCCAGGGAGGAGAGGAAGUUGGUGGCCCUGGCCUCCAGGCACAUCUACGGCACGAGCAGCGAGUGGGAGAGCUUCGAGGUGACGGAGGCCACGCGGCGCUGGCGCCGGGCGGGGCUGAGCACGCACCGGCUGGAGGUUCACAUCGAGAGCAGCGAAGGGGAGGAGCAGAACGGGGACGGGAAACUCGACAUCGACAUCAACUCCGAGGCCAAGCACGUGCCCCUGCUGGUCGUGUACUCUGACGACCAAAGCAACGACAGGAAGGAGGAGAAGGAAGAGCUGAACGAGAUGAUCGACCACGAGCAGCUGCUGGAGCUGGAGAACCUGGAGAUCGGGAACUUCCACGAGCAGCCCGGGGAGGAGGCGCUGCUCCAGAUGCGCUCCAACAUCAUCUACGACUCCACCGCCCGCAUCCGCAGGAACGCCAAGGGCAACUACUGCAAAAAGACCCCGCUCUACAUCGACUUCAAGGAGAUCGGCUGGGACUCGUGGAUCAUCGCCCCGGCCGGCUACGAAGCCUACGAGUGCCACGGGGUGUGCGCCUACCCCUUGACGGAGCACGUCACGCCCACCAAACACGCCAUAGUCAAGACUUUGGUGCACCUGAAGAACCCCCAGAAAGCCUCCAAGGCCUGCUGCGUGCCCACCAAACUCGACCCCAUCUCCAUCCUCUACCUGGAUGCAGGGGUGGUCACCUACAAGUUCAAGUACGAGGGCAUGGUGGUGGCAGAGUGCGGCUGCAGAUAGUAGGAGGGAACGCCGGCGUGGGGAGGGCACAGGGGGGAGUAUUUAAUGAUUCAGUCUGUAAAUUUGUACAUUUGCUAUUUAAUAAGGUUAUUUAAUGAGGCCUGUACAGAUAAUUGUGUGUUUGCUGGCACGGGGAACGGGCUGGUCACGUAGGGAUUGUAUAUUUUGUUCCAUUGCCUCCUUCUCGCUGUCCGGAUCGCCGCCGAGCC